Messenger RNA from Cladophialophora immunda, 4790 nucleotides. RefSeq lists its product as uncharacterized. NCBI's taxonomy places the organism in Eukaryota, Fungi, Ascomycota, Eurotiomycetes, Chaetothyriales, Herpotrichiellaceae. Bases 371 to 4276 code for a protein of 1301 amino acids. The transcript has a single exon. Gene Ontology annotation, biological process: regulation of DNA-templated transcription. Gene Ontology annotation, molecular function: histone acetyltransferase activity. The record is from RefSeq and is a predicted model, not a curated record.
CGAGCCUCAAAUUAUGGUAACACUGUUGAAAGCGUCCAUUUGACGUGUAACAACUAUCUCGAAACCCGAUCAAGGCGACCAUUCGAAGCCCUCUACGCUGUUGCGCUCAACCUAACGCGUCGAACAAAUAUUGAGCGACCAGGCGCCCCUCCAUUCUCAGAAUAACUGCUUGCGCCCAAGUGCCGAUUUUGCUCAAGAAAUCAAAAAUGCUGGGUCGCAUUGCGGUUUCAGUGGCGUGAAUGAAAGAGAUAGCAAAGCGACAUUGGCGACGACAAAGAAUAACAAUACCUGUCUCGCGUGAUGGUCAUUCUCCCUUUGGGACCGACAUAGGCAAGGACCGCAAUACAUACUACAAUCCCUGACUGCUUCCAUGCCGCCUCUAACCUCCGAAGAGCUGGACCAGCUAAUUGGCACCGACCAGAAGACGCCCGACGAUGAACAGUCACCCGCACAACUUUCAGCAGACGGGUCUCCCGAGCAUGCUGGAGAGGCGUCAGAGGGAGAGCAAAAUGCUUCAAAUGAGGACCAAAAGAGGACAGUGGUGGCAGAACAAGUUAACCUGCACAUUCCCAGUUCAGGAGAUAGUGCCCUAGGCGAACAGCUACAAAGAUCAGCAGAAGAGAGCCUUAGCGACAAUGAAGGCAAGAUCGAGGCCGAUGCUGCCUCCACGUCCGCUCCGCAAACCGACUCGAAGGAAGAUGUCACUAUGACUGACGCCGACGCGGAAGACGAGGCCGAAGAGGAUGAGGAUAAAGACACUGCAGCUGACGAUGAGGGCGGACAAGGCCAAGAGGGUGCAGAGGACGAUGAAAGCGAAGAGGAGGAAGCUACAGGUGACAAAGAAGCUGUAGACGGAGAAGAUGCGGAAGAACAAGAUCAGGAAGAAACAAAGAGUGGAACAACAAGGGACGAUAGCGAAGAAGACUCGGAAAGCAGCCAGGAAGAAGGUGAAGAAUCAUCAACAUCAACAUCAGCAUCAGCAUCAGCAUCAGCAUCAGAGUCAGCUUCUGGCUCUGAAUCUGGCACGGAGUCGGAAUCGCAGUCGGAAUCGGAAUCCAGCGAAGAAGACAACACGAGCGAGGCUGUCGACUCAAAACAAGACUGUGUGUUUUGCAACCAGACCGUAACCGCCGAAGGCGAGGAUGGCGAGUUGAAUUUGAGUUGCUCUGCCUGCGACAACCGAGCACACCAGAAAUGCGCUCGAGAACACGACUCACUACGUGAAGGCGAGCCAUCUCCUUGGCGAUGUCCGCAGUGUCCUGUUGACAAACCCGUGCAAUCAGAGUCACCCAAGGCUCGAAGCACACGAUCCAAGAAUUCGGCGCCCCGACUGGUUAGAGACUUGUUACCUGUGACGCGGGGCUUGCAAAAGCCGUAUUCCCAUUCGAUCUUUGCGCAACCGGUGAUUGGGGACGGUGACGACGGAGGGCGAGCUCUGAGGAAAAGGAAAUCGCCAACUCAGGAGCCUGCGCCCGUCGAGAAGAGACGACGAAAAGCAACCGAUCGAGCAUUGGCGGCGGCGGCGACAAGCAAAGAGCUGGCAGAAAAGAAAGCAGCGAUCGCGCACGCGACGAGGAGAUCAAGUCAAAUGAAGAUCACAAAACCCACCGCGCGAAUAUUGCAGCAUCGACCGUUCAACAAGCCGCCGCCUCACAAGUUCAUCCUUGCUUUUCGUCUAGAACAACCCAAGAUCGAAGCGAUCUUGAGUAAGCCUCCUCGUCCCGGCAGGAGAAGAGAGAGACGAUCUCAGCCGAAGAAGCCUCCGAAAAUACCGCCGCCACCAAUCUACCAACCUCCCGUUCCCAAAUUCCCUGCUCUGCCAACACAACACCUCAUCUUCCCUUCAGCUUUUAUCGACCGAGAAGCCGAGCUCAACGCCAAACCGUACGGCGGCAUCCUCCCCGAAGCGGAUGCAGAUACGAGUCGUUCACUGCCUCAACUCCGAGACCGCGAGAUUUUCGAGAUCGCAAGAAAAGAAGCAGAAGAAGAACGCCGCAGAGCAUCUGCGGCAGCCGAGGCGGAGAUCAACGGUGGAGCAGGGGAUGCUACUGCAGCUUCGACCUCUACCACGAAACCCAGUAGGUCCACAGUCUCUGGGCCGCCGAGCAAGAUCAAAUGCAUUCAGUUUGGAAAACAUGUGAUCGACACCUUCUAUGCUGCCCCUUAUCCGGAAGAAUAUUCACACGAAACCCGGUUGUUUAUUUGUGAAUUCUGCUUGAAAUACCUACCAUCUGAAUUCGUGGCGUACAGGCAUAAACUGAAAUGUCCAGCGAAACACCCGCCAGGAGACGAGAUAUAUCGUGAUGGCACGGUGUCUGUCUGGGAAGUCGAUGGAAGGAAAAAGACGGAAUAUUGCCAGUGCUUGUGCCUGAUGGCGAAGAUGUUUCUCGGAUCAAAGACGCUGUACUAUGACGUGGAACCCUUCUUGUUCUACAUCCUGACGGAGUACGAUGAGUUGGGAUAUCAUUUCGUCGGAUAUUUCAGCAAGGAGAAGCGGCCUGCAAGUCAGAACAACGUCAGUUGCAUCUUGGUGAUGCCCAUCCAUCAACGCAAGGGUUACGCAACCUUUCUGAUCGACUUCUCAUACCUUCUCACCAAAAUCGAAGGCAAAGAGGGAUCUCCCGAGAAACCUCUCUCAGACAUGGGUCUUACAGCCUACCGUUCGUACUGGGACCUCACCAUCUCGCGCCAUCUACUCGAUCUAGGCCUCAAACCAUUCUCCACAAAGAUCCUGAUGGCUCGAACGGGCAUGACAGCUGACGAUGUGAUUCAUUCCCUCGAACGCCUCUACGCAUUUACCAAAGAUCCAUUGACAAAAACCUAUGCAGUCAGGUAUGACAGGAAGUUGUACCAGAGGAUUGUGGACGAUUAUGAGGUAAAGAAACAUCGAAAGUUGAAGCCGGACAAUUUGAUGUGGACACCCUACAUUAUGGGGCGGAGCGAUCAGGCCACGUUAGAUGGGCAGCCACUGCAAGCGCUGGCUCCCCGGGAUGAGGAGGACGGAGACGAAGAAGACGAAGAAGUGGGCAGGGAGGUAGAUGUGGACAGCGACGUGAUGAUGUCGAACGCUGCCAAGUCCAUUGCUGGCGGCGAUUUGCCAGAGACUGAGGUGGAUGUGGAACGGCUUUCACGACGAUCAAAAUCAAAGUCUACAAGAGCGAUGUCUCGGCCAGAAUCGGUUGGGUUGCAGGAAGAGGACAUGGAUAUCAAGGACCCUUCUCUCGUUGACGCACAAGGACACGUGGCGCCUGGUCCCCCUUCGACGGCGGCGCUCAGCGGUGCUGAUGCAAUGUCUUUGGCUACUACUCGUCCGGAGAUCAAGGUCAAUGGACUUGUCAAUGGCGAUUCUCUGAAGGAGGGCAAUUCUCACCUUCAAGGCGAGACUGAAGAUAAGGAGAGUGGCGGUAACGGGGACCACCAUCAAGCAACCGGAGAGCAGCAAGAGCCAAACGGGAUGGCUAAGGAGGGAAAGGAAGCAGAGGCUCUACUCUCAGGCUAUGCCCUUGCCUUUCGCCAACAUUCGAUCCCACCUACACGUUUCCAAAUCGAUCCGCCAAUCCCACCAUCGAUGCUUCGACAAAGGAGCACGAAGAAACGCAGCGCCGCCACUGCCUUUGGGUCUGCAAGCACGCCAAAGACGAAAGACGGGGAAUUCCCUGCAUUAACCGCCGCCGCUUCGGCCGUGGCAGUAAGGAGCUCACCCAGAAACGCCAAUAACAACAACCACGCCGGGUUGAGUUUGUCGGGACCAGCACUUUCUGCCAACGGCAGCAGUGUUGCCAGCGCCGGAAGUGUAUCUCCGAAAGGACCCGGAACGCCUGUCAGGCGGAGCGGGCGACGAAGUGGGCUUUCGACAAUGACUAUACUGACAUCAGACGUGUCAGUCACGAACGACGACCAGGACGAUGCACCUGCUGAGGAAGACGAGGAUGCAGCACAAAUGGAAAGUAAAGCGGAGGACGAAGAAGAUGAAGAGGAACAGGAGCGGUCGUCGUCAUCGAGCGGUGACGAGGAGGAAGACGAGCCGGAGGCAUCGAUAGCUACAGACGAAGAAGAGAGCGAAGAAGAGGAAGAGGAUGCAGAAGAAGACGGGGAUGAUCCCAAUGAUGAAGACGCCGUCCCGGAUGAGGAAGACGAGUCCGAGGAUGAAGACGAGGACGAUGACGGAGACCCCGACGCCGAGGUUGAUCUAGCCGACGAGGAUGAGGAUGAGGAUGAAGACGAGGACGAGGACGAGGGCGAAGACGAAGACGCCGAAGCAGAAGACGAUGACUGAUGGGAGCCGUUGUCGCGCCUCUUUCUUCACUCCUCCCUCGUUCCAUCCUCGCUCUUUGCCCUGUCACGUCUCCAAAAUACGCGACCUCCUCACUGGCGCAGGACAUCCUGUUGUGCAACUCGUUCAGUUCACACGCCAAGAGAACGGCAGGACUGCCUAAGGAACCGGAACGCGCUGUACUCUCCAAGCUUCGCACUUUUGCAAAACAACGGGAUAAAGUAUCGCUAGAUGCCUACAUGGACGGCUAGGUGUGUACUUGAGCGGGAGUGGAUAUGUGGCUGGCGGGCAGAGUGGUAUUCGAUAGUUGCUACUUGCCGAUUCUUUUUUGGGCCGAGAGCUUGCGUCGCAAGACACAGCUUCGAACCGCAUUGUAUAGCAGGGGAACCAGACCUGGCACUACUAUUGGCGGCAGGUGGCAGCGGGAUGGCAGCGGGAUGGCAGCGGUGGGGAGUAUGGUCACCACCUACCAAGAUACCUACCUUAGAUACCUAUGUACCCAUGUACCAGCACCUUU